AUGGAGCUGGGCAGGACUCACAUAAAGCUUGACCCCAGGUACACGGCGGAGCUCGUGGAGGUGCUAAAGACCAACUACAGCAUCUCUUCUGCCUGCUUCUCUUACCCGCCCUCGGCUGCCCAGCUCCUAAGAGCCUUGGGCCCUGUAGAAAUCACCCUCUCGUGUGCCCUGACCUGUCUUGCCCUGAUCUCGAUCAUCAUCUACUUGGAAGAUGCCGUCUACCUAUACAAGAACACCAGCUGUCCCAUCAAGAGGAAGACCCUGCUGUGGACGAGCUCCGCCCCAACGGUGGUGUCUGUGUUCUGCUCCUUCGGUCUCUGGAUCCCUCGAUCCCUCACGCUCGUGGAACUGAUAACAACCUCAUUUUACUCUGUGUACUUCUACCUGCUGAUGAUGGUCAUGGUGGAAGGAUUUGGUGGGAAGGAGGCCGUGCUGAGGGCCCUGAAGGACACACCGAUGAUGAUCCACACGGGCCCCUGUUGCUGCUGCUGCCUCUGCUGCCCCCGCUUUGCGCUCACCAGGAAUAAGCUGAAACUGCUGAUGUUCGGCCCAUUCCAGUACGCUUUCUUCAAGAUCUCGCUGGGUCUCGCGGGCCUGUUUCUCAUCCCUGAUGGCAUCUUUGACCCCUCAGACAUUUCUGAGAGGAGUGUAGCUCUGUGGAUCAACGUUUUCCUCGGUGUGUCUACUCUACUGGCGCUCUGGGCCCUGGGCAUCGUUUUCCGUCAGGCCAGACUACACCUUCGAGAGCAGAACAUGGGAGCCAAGUUUGCCCUGUUCCAGUCCCUUCUUAUCCUGAGUGCCCUUCAGCCCUCCAUCUUCUCCGUCUUGGCCAACAGUGGGCAGAUUGCUUGUUCACCUCCCUAUUCUUCGAAAAUCAGGUCUCAAGUGAUGAAUUGCCACCUCCUCAUCUUAGAGAGUUUUCUGAUAACUGUGUUGACACGAAAGUACUACCGCAGGAAAGACCACAAGGUUGGGUAUGAAGCUUUCACUUCUCCAGAACUGGACUUGGACCUCAAAGCCUGA
Messenger RNA from Ochotona curzoniae (black-lipped pika), 1023 nucleotides. RefSeq names its product solute carrier family 51 subunit alpha (gene SLC51A). The record is from RefSeq and is a predicted model, not a curated record. Gene Ontology annotation, biological process: bile acid and bile salt transport. Lineage: Eukaryota; Metazoa; Chordata; Mammalia; Lagomorpha; Ochotonidae. Bases 1 to 1023 code for a protein of 340 amino acids. Gene Ontology annotation, molecular function: transporter activity. Gene Ontology annotation, cellular component: plasma membrane; endoplasmic reticulum membrane. The transcript is spliced from 9 exons.